This is a messenger RNA of Caenorhabditis elegans, 633 nucleotides long. It is a transcript of the gene grd-10, whose product is annotated as Ground-like domain-containing protein. The record is from RefSeq and is marked reviewed. NCBI's taxonomy places the organism in Eukaryota, Metazoa, Nematoda, Chromadorea, Rhabditida, Rhabditidae. The transcript is spliced from 2 exons. The coding region runs from base 124 to 432 and encodes 102 amino acids.
AAUCAUCAAAGCUAUUUUCCCACUACUCGCCGUACCAUACCUAUCUCGAUUUCGCAUCUUUUACUAUAUAAGGACUGUCCGCACAGUUUUGAGCCUCCUUGCAGCGUCUUCAACGUCUAAAAAAUGCGCUCUCUCGUCGUGCUAGCCGCUUUGGCCGUUACUGUUUGCUUCGCACAGGACAAUUGUUAUAUUAAUGAGGGAGGCUUCACAUGCUGCAACAAGGAGCUCGAGUCCGUCAUGAAAAGCUCGUUGGGAGGAAGUGACCUUGUCGGAUCUGCCGGGGACAUUCAAAAGGGAGCAGAAGGGUCGUUGGGUGGAAAGUUCGAGACCGUCGUUGCCCAUGAUGAUUUCGCCUACAAAUCUCACUUCCAGGAGGGAAAAUCGUGCAAAGUCGAGAAGGACGGACAGUAUGCACUUGCCUGGCAGCCAUAAGUUCUUGUAUUUUGUUUUUACUGGUUUCAGCGACUUUUUGACGAUCUUCUUUUACCCUAUCUCAAUAUUUGUAUACCCCCCGCAACUAUUGGUUCAAUUUGGCACAUUUUUGUAUAAAAGAAUUUUUAAAAAGUUUUUCGAUUUGAAAUGUAUUCAUUGAUGGUUUGGUUGAAAUAUGUAGGUAUGAAACUUCAAGCAGAA